Anopheles moucheti is the source of this 1486-nucleotide messenger RNA. RefSeq names its product retinaldehyde-binding protein 1-like. Bases 204 to 1061 code for a protein of 285 amino acids. The transcript has 3 exons. Gene Ontology annotation, molecular function: phosphatidylinositol bisphosphate binding. The record is from RefSeq and is a predicted model, not a curated record. Gene Ontology annotation, cellular component: membrane. NCBI's taxonomy places the organism in Eukaryota, Metazoa, Arthropoda, Insecta, Diptera, Culicidae.
UCGAUGCGGCAAGGGUAUCAGUGUAAAGGCCGAGCACGUAAACAACCGGGCUCUGGAUGACUGAUAACAGUGGCAGCGGCUGAAGCAGCACCAGAGAAUGCAUAGUGUAGACGGUCACAAACGUUCGUGACCGGGAUCUAACAGGAGUCACAGUGUACUGCUGAUCAUCGUUGUGGACGGAGGUGGGCUAGAAUCGAGUGACCAUGGGAAAGUUUGAGCUGGAAGUAGCGCCUCCGAGCGCGGAGUUGUUGGAGAUCGCCAAGCAGGAACUCCGCGAGACACCGGAAGUCCGUGCAGCGGCCGUUGAGGAGCUGCGUAAGCUGCUGGAAGCGGCAACGGAUCUCAACUACCACAACGAUGAGGAGUUCCUGAUCAUUUUCCUGCGCCCAACCAAGUUCUACCCCGAAAGUGCACUGAAGUUGAUGCGGAGCAUUGCGGAAUUCAACAAAAACUACAAGGAAACGCUGUUCAACUUGAUGCCGAGUGAUGUGCAGAAUGUGUUUGUCGAGCACAACAUUGUCAACAUUCUGACCAACCGGGAUCAGAACGGGCGGCGCUUGAUGUUCGUGAAUAUGGGUGAAGUCUGGGAUCCGAAGGCGGUGUCGGAGGAGCAGGUGUUCCGCGUGCUGUACACGAUUCACAAGCUGGCCAUGCUGGAACCGGCCACUCAGAUCAACGGUGUGGUGGUGAUCUACGACUUCAAGGGGAUGGGAAUGAAGCAGGUCAAGGCGAUGUCACCCGGUGGCGCUAAGCGUCUGCUGACGUUCAUCCAGGAGGCGAGUCCGCUGCGUGUAAAGGGCAUCCAUUUCAUCAACCAACCCAUGCUCUUCAGUAUGGUGUGGACUCUGUUCAAGCCCUUCGUGAAGGAGAAGCUAAACAAGCGUAUGUUCUUCCACGGCGAUAAACUCUCGAAGCUACACGAACAUGUACACAAGGAGUACCUACCGUCGAACUAUGGAGGAAGUCUUCCCGCGCUGGAUUAUGGUGGCAAGGAUUGGUACCCGGUGGCGGAACAGCAUCUCGAGUUCAUCAAGAAAUGGAACUCGUGCGGAUUUAAGUAAACGAUGACAUGCUGGAGAUUUGGAGACACUGCCACUUGCAUCGUUAUCAACACACCCCUGCAGUCUCAUUGACCGUGGCCAUCCAAACGUUAGAACUGAAAGAGAAAAAGAGGAAGACAGAGUAAGAAACGAGCUCGCACGCCGUCUAAGCCGUUAUCAAUCGGUCGUUGUACGUUCCCAAUAGACGUCAAACGAUUGUUUCUACUGUCCUCUUCAGCUCCCUCUCUAUUGCGACGCUUAUCAUUCAUCUUCCGAACGGAUCCAAGUGUUUUAUAUUUAGUUUCGACUUUUUCGUUCCCCUGUGUGCAAUUCCGAAGCACAGUGGGAUCGUUGCCGCAGCACAUUGAAUUUCGAACGUCAAAAGUCAUGUUGCAUUUUGUGUUGCUUUUGUUAUCAGCUGUUAUGAGUUACUUGCAUAAAUAAAG